This is a messenger RNA of Bursaphelenchus xylophilus (pine wood nematode), 662 nucleotides long. The record is from the annotation of a GenBank genome assembly. NCBI's taxonomy places the organism in Eukaryota, Metazoa, Nematoda, Chromadorea, Rhabditida, Aphelenchoididae.
AUGACCAGGCUAACCUUCCUGACCGUUCUCAUCUGUUCUUCUCUUUCCUUGGCCUUAUCUCAAGCUGUCGCUGUGAGAUCUGUUAAGGUCAAGGGAACUCUCAAAUGUGGAAAUGAAGUUGCAAAGCAGGCCAAGGUUGUUUUGUAUAGAGUACCUGCCGAAGUAAACAGUAAGCCCGUUAAACAGAGCUCAAUUUUUUCCAUAGAGGUGAAUCCAAUCGAAGAAUUGGACAAUCGGGAUAUCAGUCCGGCUGGGUUGUUCGAAGUAGGCGCAAACACCAAUGGGAGACCAAUUAAUGAAACCGAGCUGAAACCUGCCAUUAGAGUAUUCCACAGAUGUGAUGUCAAGGAAAAGGCGGUAGGGCUUACCUACAUAUAUACUAUUAUAUACAUAUGUAUUAGCUGCUUCAGGGGUAAAUAUUAUAUUUACAACACUGCUUUAGAAAGACCGCAGCUUCCAAGUUCGAAUACCUGAAACGUUUGUGUCAUUGGGCAAGACCGCUAAGCAGACUUAUGACAUUGGGACUCUUAAUCUUGAGGUAGAUGAUAAAACGAAAAAAGUUACAAUACGUUGAAAAAACACAUGUAUAUACCUUCUAAUUUGUAUAAUUCUAGUUGGCCUACCCUGACGAAUCUUCCCUCGAAUAUGGAAAGAAAAACUAG